This is a messenger RNA of Sus scrofa (pig), 929 nucleotides long. The record is from RefSeq and is a predicted model, not a curated record. NCBI's taxonomy places the organism in Eukaryota, Metazoa, Chordata, Mammalia, Artiodactyla, Suidae.
CAAGGCCCUGUUAAAAGAUCCCAGCUCUGCGCUGCGGAGGUCAGAGGCUUGAGUCUAAGGCUUAGAGAAUAUCAUGUUGAAGAUGAGCCGGUGGCAGCGACAGAGCCAAAAUCAGAGCCGGAACCUGAGGAGAGAGUGUUCCAGAAGGAAGUGUAUCUUCAUACAUCAUCACACCUGAAAGCAGAGCCUAAUCCAGCCGCAGAGAUGGCAGCUGAGUCAUUGCCUUUCUCCUUCGGGACACUGUCCAGCUGGGAGCUGGAGGCCUGGUAUGAGGACCUGCAGGAGGUGCUGUCCUCAGAUGAAAAUGGGGGUAACUAUGUCUCACCCCCUGGAAAUGAGGAGGAGUCAAAAACCUUCACCACUCUUGACCCUGCCUCUCUGGCUUGGCUGACUGAGGAGCCAGGACCAGCAGAGGUCACACACACCUCCCAGAGCCCACACUCGCCUGAUUCCAGUCAGAGCUCCCUGGCUCAGGAGGAAGAGGAGGAAGACCAAAGAAGACCCAGGAAACGGAAACAAAGUGGCCAUUCCCCAGCCCGGGCUGGAAAGCAACGCAUGAAGGAGAAAGAACAAGAGAAUGAAAGGAAAGUGGCACAGCUAGCUGAAGAGAACGAACGGCUCAAGCAGGAAAUCGAGCGCCUGACCAGGGAAGUGGAGGCGACUCGCCGAGCUCUGAUUGACCGGAUGGUUAAUCUGCACCAAGCAUGAACUUUUGGGACCAGCACUCCCGCCUUGGGCUACUGCUGACCUUUCCUGGAAGUGGCUACCAACCACCUUCUUACCAGUGCCAACAGUGUACCCUCAACCCCCUCUAUUCAUGAGGGAAAGCUUAGGGUAGAUGACAGGAAAGGGUCUCAGUAUGUAUAUAGAGAGAUUGUAUGUUUAUUUAUUACUGCCCAAAUCCAUUAAAGUGACUUUCUUUGAGCCAA